AUGAUUGGCUGUCACGAUACGCUUCCAGCUGGAUGCUCAUCUGGCACCGCUUCAUUUAAUCGAUCGGCCAGUCUUCAGGAGCAGGUUGCCAGGGCUCUUCAAGCUAACUUCCUCCUUCUUCACCAGCCAGCUCCCAACGCUUUCAUAAUCCUCGAUCCGAACCCCAUUAGUAAUUGUCAAUGGGAAAUGGCAGGCUGCUCAUCUCCCAAGCGACAGCGUUUCCGAGUGACUCUGGGCGGACAUUCAUCGGGAUGCAGUUGCUCAGAACAACCUCUUGUUUGUACUGCCUCCACGCGGUCUCCCUGUGCACAUAUCCUCUUUGUUCUAUUACGUGUCCUUCGCUUGCGUUUAGAAGAUCCGCGAAUUACAAGGCCACGCCUGGAGAAUUACGAGGUUGAACCACUGCUACAGCGCUACGCACGUCUUCGAGCUUCCAAUUUCAGAAUGCCUGGUGGCUUCUGCCAGAAGGAUAUUCCCUCAGUCUCUUCAGCCAUCAACACAUUCAAUUUUAGUGCGGUUAUCCCCUCUACCAGCUGCGGCGUUUCAAUUCAGAUGAAUACAUCGGCUCUUAGAAUAGUUAUGCCUCGGCCAGUAGUUCUCAAUGCUGCUGGUCCUCCGAAUCCCUGCCUGUUAGCUGCGGUUAGGGCAUCAUCUUCGGAAUGCUCUGAGCUCUCUAACAUCACUAGGAGCAUCGAACCAGCUGCCGCCAUCUGUCGACGCUGUCUCUCGCACACAUCUUCCUCCUCCUCACCACCCCCUUCGCAUCUCUGUGGGGGUGGCAGUGGUGGGGGCAGUGGUGGUGGUGGUGGAAACGACGGAGCCGUCAGUAGAGGAAAUCGGGAAGGCAACACAGAAACUGAGGACCUGGAAGAGGCUCUUGAAAGACGACCGAAAACGGAGCCCCAGGCCUACUAUGACACUGCUAACUCACGAAUCAGCCUUCUCAACUGCUCAAAUGCAAGGUGCGCAAUUCCAUCUAAAUUCUUGUCCACUUUCUUGACCCGAUGGUUGAUAAUUUUUUAA
Molecule: messenger RNA, 1023 nt
Organism: Rodentolepis nana
Lineage: Eukaryota; Metazoa; Platyhelminthes; Cestoda; Cyclophyllidea; Hymenolepididae
Source: the annotation of a GenBank genome assembly